Messenger RNA from Scomber japonicus (chub mackerel), 1931 nucleotides. It is a transcript of the gene trnt1, whose product is annotated as tRNA nucleotidyl transferase, CCA-adding, 1. The coding region runs from base 47 to 1336 and encodes 429 amino acids. The transcript is spliced from 8 exons. The record is from RefSeq and is a predicted model, not a curated record. Gene Ontology annotation, biological process: RNA processing. Gene Ontology annotation, molecular function: RNA binding; nucleotidyltransferase activity. NCBI's taxonomy places the organism in Eukaryota, Metazoa, Chordata, Actinopteri, Scombriformes, Scombridae.
GAGGUGUCUGCCUGCGCUCUGUUUGUGAAUUAAAGUUCGUUUUCAGAUGCAGAUGUGGAGCAGAAUAUUGCGUCCUGGUGUGAUUGAUAGGACACGUUGCUGUUGGAGGAGUCUCUUCACCAUGCAGCUGAAGACCAGUGAGUUCCAGUCUCUGUUCACUGAUGGACUGAACGGACUAGCAGAGGUGUUUGAGAAGCACCAGCAUGAGCUGAGAAUAGCUGGAGGCGCCGUACGGGACCUGCUGUCUGGAAUACGACCUGAAGAUGUAGACUUUGCCACCACAGCUACUCCAGAGGAGAUGAAGCGCAUGUUCCAAACUGCUGGUAUCAGGAUGAUCAACAAUAAAGGAGAGAAGCACGGGACCAUUACAGCUAGACUGAACAACGAGAACUUUGAGGUGACCACAUUGCGGGUGGACCUUCAGACGGACGGACGUCAUGCCGAGGUGGAGUUCACCACUGACUGGCAGAAAGAUGCGGAGAGGAGAGACCUCACCAUCAACUCCUUGUUUUUAGGUCUUGAUGGCACGUUAUACGACUAUUUCAAAGGAUAUGAAGACCUGCAGAACCACAAAGUUCGGUUUGUUGGCAAUGCAGAACAAAGAAUCCAAGAGGACUACCUGAGAAUACUGCGCUAUUUCAGGUUCUACGGCAGGUUGGCUCUGAGUCCCAAUGACCACGAGCCUGAGACACUGGCUGCCAUCAGGGAGAACGGACGUGGCCUGGCAGCCAUAUCAGGAGAAAGGAUUUGGGUGGAACUAAAGAAAAUGGUAGUUGGCAACCAUGCGGCUCAUUUGCUAGAGCUGAUGUAUACCCUGGAACUGGCCCAGUACAUCGGUUUACCACCAGAUGGCAAUGUUGAGGAGAUGAAGCGAGUGUGGCAGAAAGCCAAAGACCACUCUCCCAAGCCUAUGACUGUCCUGGCUGGCCUCUUCACCAGCUCAGAGGAGGUGGAGAAGAUGGACCUCCGACUGAAGGUGUCCAGGGAGGAGAAGAACCUGGCUCUGUUCCUGGUCAAAUACAGACGGGAUCUCUGCAAGAGUAGCGACGAGCCAGAAAGCCUCAAACCCUUCACUGACUUUAUUAUCGAUAGCCGGGAGCUGGAUUCUCACAGUAAAGUGUGUGAACUGUUAAAGUAUCAAGGUGAGGAGAAGCUGUUGGCAGAACUUAGCAGAUGGUCCAUCCCUCGCUUCCCUGUCAGCGGUCACGACCUGAGAAAGAUGGGCAUCACCUCAGGCAAGGAGAUAGGCGCCACCUUACAGGAGCUCCGCGACAUCUGGAAGAAAAGUCGCUAUCAGAUGGACAAAGACGAACUCCUCACUUACAUAAAGUCUUAAGGAGCAGCCACAGCUGGAAAAGCAGAGGUGGUUUUACGAGCGUCAGAAAAUGAGUCUGGACACUCAAAUUGGAUAUCUAAUUGCACCGCUUGCAGAUAUUGAUUGAGCAGACUCAUUCAUAUUGUUGAGAAAGGACACUGUAAGAAUGGAGACAUGCAUACCCACUGAUUGAUGCAAUUUCAUCUUAAAUUACCCCUGGGCCACUUUUGUUCAUCUGCAUCACCAUGUAAAUUUACACACAGUGUGCUCUCAGUAGCACAACCCUACUACCAUAUGAGAAAAUGAGUAAUGGACAGGGUCAGCUGAUUUACAAACAUGUGUGAUUUCACAGCUCAGCCGAUUAUGUAACUUGUCUGAUAAACGGCUGAUAUUAUGCAGACGCUCUGCCAGUUCAAAUCACAACUUUGGCACUUAUUAGCUGCUUAGACUGAUGUAAUGAAGGAAAUAUGGAGGUUGGAAUCGGUGAUGAACAGUGAAAUAAAAUUUCUGGUCAGUUAAAAAAAAGUUAUUUUCUUCACUGAGAUGAUAUAAAAAUGUAGAAGUUUGCUUUUUGGAUUGUUUGGAUUUCAUUGCAAUUAUAUAUUAUUUAAAUGUG